Pan troglodytes (chimpanzee) is the source of this 4284-nucleotide messenger RNA. It is a transcript of the gene GPRASP3, whose product is annotated as G protein-coupled receptor associated sorting protein family member 3. Bases 816 to 2459 code for a protein of 547 amino acids. Gene Ontology annotation, cellular component: cytosol; nucleus. The transcript has 4 exons. NCBI's taxonomy places the organism in Eukaryota, Metazoa, Chordata, Mammalia, Primates, Hominidae. The record is from RefSeq and is a predicted model, not a curated record.
CCCAGUGGUCCUCCAGAGCAAAGGCCAGCCUUCCUUCCAGCUGUCUGGCCAAGGAGCUUCAGGAUCUUCUAGCAAGCACCCCAGAGGCAGAAGACUGUCAUCCAUGGUACAGGACUGCGGCGAACAAGCUGACUGCGCAGUCACGUGGGGCUGACGGUGGGUCAUGUGACCAGGCUCUGCAUUAGGCCUGCCGAGAGGAGUGUUUUCUUGCAUCCAGAAAAGACCUGAGAGGCGGACGACACCUGUGCUCCGCAGAGCAGAACGUGGGAGGAACGGCGGGAUGUUAAGGAGCUCAAGAAGCAGAGAGUCUACCUGCCCGACGCGUACGUGGAGAGGAGCAGCGGUUGCUGUUGGAGGAGGUGGGUGCAAGGACGGCAGAUGGCAUCCCUGAGAGGUGGUGACUGAGACUAGAUGCGGGUGCAGGUCUGUUUCUUUCUAGGUUCCUGUAGAGAUCUGUAUGUAGCUGUUCACUUGGAAGUUAAUUAAGAAAGAACAAAAACUAUUCAUUUGGAUUCAAGGUCCAUCUCCACUGGUGGCUGUGGUGGCUUUGGAUUGUUGGAAGACCAUCACCUUCAGCAGGUCUGCACUUGGGAACAAUCAUUCUCCCCCAGCCCGAGCGUGCCUCUGCCCUCUGUAUCAUUGACAGAGGCUGUAUGUUUGGAAAGAGAACUUUGUGACUGCAGAACUGACAGUUGACUCUAAUUCUUGCUACCAAGUUUUUCCCCAACCCAGUGAAAGAGUGUUAAGACUUCGACCUAGGACACAUUGAGAACCAAGGCCAAGACUGGACAGGGCCAUAUAACUGGGCUUCAACCAUGGCUGGGACUAAGAAUAAGACAAGAGCCCAGGCCAAAACUGAAAAAAAGGCUGCUAUACAAGCUAAAGCUGGAGCAGAGAGGGAGGCUACUGGUGUUGUUAGGCCUGUAGCCAAGACCAGGGCCAAAGCAAAAGCCAAGACAGGGUCUAAGACAGAUGCAGUAGCAGAGAUGAAGGCAGUGUCUAAGAACAAGGUUGUUGCUGAGACGAAGGAAGGAGCUCUGUCAGAGCCUAAGACUCUGGGCAAAGCCAUGGUAGAUUUCACUCCCAAGGCUGGGAAUGAGUCCACCAGCUCCACAUGUAAAAAUGAGGCUGGUACUGAUGCCUGGUUCUGGGCUGGGGAAGAGGCCACUAUCAAUUCCUGGUUCUGGAAUGGAGAAGAGGCUGGUAAUAGUUUCAGCACUAAGAAUGAUAAACCUGAAAUUGGUGCCCAGGUCUGUGCUGAGGAGUUGGAGCCUGCGGCUGGGGCCGAUUGCAAACCUAGGUCAGGGGCUGAGGAGGAGGAGGAAGAGAAUGUUAUUGGGAACUGGUUUUGGGAAGGAGAUGAUACUAGUUUUGACCCUAAUCCUAAACCUGUGAGCAGGAUAGUUAAGCCUCAGCCUGUGUAUGAAAUUAAUGAAAAAAAUAGGCCCAAGGACUGGUCUGAGGUAACUAUCUGGCCCAAUGCCCCUGCUGUAACUCCAGCCGUGUUAGGAUUUAGAUCCCAGGCACCAUCUGAGACAAGCCCUCCUUCAUAUAUUGUUCUGGCCUCCGCUGAAGAAAAUGCCUGUUCUUUGCCUGUGGCAACAGCUUGCCGCCCUUCUAGGAACACUCGCUCAUGCUCACAGCCUAUCCCUGAGUGUCGUUUUGAUUCUGACCCCUGCAUCCAGACCAUAGAUGAGAUUAGACGUCAAAUCAGGAUCAGGGAGGUAGAUGGGAUUAAGCCAUUUGCUUGUCCUUGCAAAAUGGAAUGCUAUAUGGAUUCUGAGGAAUUUGAAAAACUUGUUAGCUUACUUAAGUCAACUACUGAUCCUCUUAUUCAUAAAAUAGCACGGAUUGCAAUGGGUGUCCAUAAUGUUCACCCAUUUGCCCAAGAGUUUAUUAACGAAGUAGGUGUAGUGACACUUAUUGAAAGCUUGCUCAGUUUUCCUUCCCCUGAAAUGAGAAAAAAGACUGUAAUUACUCUGAAUCCUCCUUCUGGGGAUGAAAGACAACGCAAAAUUGAAUUACAUGUUAAGCAUAUGUGUAAAGAAACCAUGUCAUUUCCUUUGAACUCACCGGGACAGCAAUCUGGAUUAAAGAUACUAGGACAACUGACUACUGAUUUUGUCCAUCACUACAUUGUUGCCAAUUACUUUUCAGAGCUUUUCCAUUUGCUGUCCUCAGGAAAUUGCAAAACCAGAAAUCUUGUUUUGAAACUACUUUUAAAUAUGUCUGAAAAUCCAACUGCAGCCAGAGACAUGAUCAAUAUGAAGGCAUUGGCAGCAUUAAAACUCAUCUUUAACCAGAAAGAGGCAAAAGCCAAUCUUGUUAGUGGUGUGGCCAUAUUUAUUAACAUAAAGGAGCAUAUCAGAAAAGGCUCAAUUGUAGUUGUUGAUCACUUGAGUUAUAAUACACUCAUGGCCAUUUUCAGGGAAGUUAAAGAGAUUAUUGAAACAAUGUAAAAUGAGCCAGAGAUAGAACAUUUUAAGCCAUCUUCAAACUCUAGCAGGCUGUACAUUACAGUGUACACAUUAUACACUGCAUCUUUAACACAGAGUCACCUGUGACAGGCUCUAGGUUUGAGCUAGACUAUUUUGGGGGUAUCAAAUGAAUAUUAUACCUUGGGCUGAAAAUGUUUGAUUUUUAUCUUGUCUAGAUUGGCAUAUUUUUAACAUUUUACUUAAGAUAGCAAACCAGUUCGUUUUAAGUAAGCUAACUUGUUCAUUAGUAUCUGCUUAGAUACAUCUGUGGCUUAAAAUGGCAAAAAAGAAAAUAUCCUUGAGUUUGUAAUCUAGUUACAGAAGUAAGGCAUACACACACACAAAGAUAACAGUACCUAGAGAGAGAGUGUGUGUGAGUGUGCGUGUCUCUGUGUGUGCACGUGCACGCUCAUGGCCAAAUGUGCGCACUCUACAUAAAGGAGGCAGGAGUUCCUAUAGGCUAUUUAAUGUAAGAGAAACUACUAUUUUUCUCCUGUUCCAGCUGUAUCAGGUACUCGUUCCGCAACACAGAAAUGACUCAGAAUCUCAGACAAAAUGUAUUAUUUGUUCAAUUUUAAUUUUGCUACUACAUUCAUAACUCUUAAAUUGUUAGGCUGUUUCGUUUACAUCAAAGUUAUCUCACAAAAGAGAAGGCAGGAAACGUUUUGUGAGUGCCUAUUCUAUGUCAAACACUGUGUUGGCACCAUAUUUUACAAGUUUUUUUCCUCUUCUCACAGUGAUCUUGUGAGUUAGUUACUUAUAUUUUUAUUAGAACUCAUUAUUCUGGGUACCCUCCAAUGAGAAUUAGAGAGGUUAAAUACCUUUUCCUAGAUUCCCACAGCAGGAAGGUGGCAUAGCUGUUUUGUCUGACACCAGAACCCAUCUCACCACACUGCUUUACAGUCUUCCUGAAGGACAUUUUGAGGUGGGGGGGGGGGGCCUUCAAAGCUCAGAGACUGGUUUGAAUGGUUUAAUUUUGCAAUGGAUCAUGUCCAUGCCAGGUGUUACAAUUCUUAACUUCCUCCAAAUUCAUGUGUCCAUUAGACAUUUGGCUACAUCUGGCUGGAGGUCAGGAGAAAAUUCUGAGGUAAAUAGAUGGAUUUUAUCUGGCAGUGUCGAAAAUAGUAGGAGCCCAAAACUUUGUUCAAUGAGUAAGAUGUAGAUUUGGAGUCAUCAGCAGGGGAAACUUGUUAGAUGUCCUUUGUAUAUUUUUCUAUCCAUUUGUAUUUUUUCUUUCCCAAAGAGCUGAAAUCAUUUUAUACCCUGAAUUUAAAAGGUAAUUGCUUUUUUCCUCCUUGCGAAAUCAUACCUUAAUUUUUUUUUUUUUUUUUACCAUUUAUGAUUUAUUCUCCUAUGUGUCAUAUGAAAGGCCAAGGGGCUUUAUCUUUUACUAGUAGGCAAGCCUGGGCAUUUCUGCAUUUGUGCCAGCUAACACUACAAAAUAGACUUAAUUAGAGAAAUUUAGACCCAGAAUUGCAGCUUCAACAACACAAAACAGGAAAGCUAGAAGAGGUUGCUGUGUCAACCUACAAGAUAGUGAUUCUUGGAAGUUGGUCUGGACCAGAAAGCAUUCCCAGGACAUUUAGGCUAUGGCUGAGUUCUCUAAGACUCAGGGUGGGAAUUAUAAUCCCUGGUCUAAGCUGAUAUGAAAGUUUCUAUGUGUGAAAAUAUGGAGUUAUAUGCUUUGAGAUUUUCUGCCAGUUAAGAAACUAAAACAAGAUCAUACUGUAAAUGUUUGUAACUUGCUUCCCCCCACUUGUAUACUGUAAACAUCUUUGCAUGUCAAUAAAUAUGCCUCUACAACAUA